GGAAGAGACUCAGGGAGUACAUGAGCCGGUGUUUAUGCAUCGUUCCGGAAGCCUCAGCACACUGAUAUUCGGAAUCGUGACUUGAUCACAGCCGCGAUCACGCGCUCGUCACGCAACUUGUGACACUCAAACUUGCGCGAAUCACUCAGUCCCAAUAGCUUGCAUGGAGCGACUACGAAACAUCGCGGACGCAUUGAUUUACGGUGUCGAUGAGGUUGAGAUAGAAGAUGUUCCCGAAAUAUGCGAUGAAGACAAAACCGGCCUAGCAGGAUCCUCACGGCCUUCCUUGUAUGUUCAAGUCAUCGAGCGCGCUAUCAACAACAUAAGGGACAGCAAAGAAUCAGCUCUGUUUUCCAAGGAGGAGUGGGGCUUCUUGGAUACAGUUGCAGGGCUUGAAUACAAUGCACGAUUCGUCCUCAUACGCUUGCUCUUCCGUACGCAAGACCGAUGGUUCAGACUCUCAGACCUCAGGAAGUAUGUCAGUGAGAUUGGGCCCAAUGGCGCGAAGAACGCCAUUGAGCAGUUGUGUAAACCCUUGCGCUCCGGCAAGCCUAGUGAACCCAAUGUCAUCGACUUGACGCUCGACUCAGACGAAGACGAGGAUACGAAACCUGUGGCGGGACCAUCGACUACUGCGAUGCGCGGUGGGGCCUUUGGACGAGAGGAGGAUGUCUGUCUGGACUACUUCUGUCAGGACGAGAGUGAUAUGUCUACCGGCGAUGGAUUGCGGCUGCUCAACGUGGAUGAGCUGAAGGAUUUGUGUAAUUCACUUGGGAUCAAACAUGCUCAGAUGAAGAAAGAUCAUAUGAUAUUUGCCCUCAACAGCCAUGCUUCAUCUCAAUCGGUGUUAGCAUUCAAGUCCAAUGCUGGAUCGUCAAAGUCCAAAUCUUCAAACACGAAGCUGCGACAAAGUACAUUGCCUUUCGCAAACCGACUGCAGACUACGCGCCUCAGAGAGUUGAUGUUGAAGAAGAUAGGCAAAGCUGUGCAGCUCAAUCCUUACAUACACACCCUGUUGCUACGCUUGCAUGUCAUCUGGUUCCGGAGUACCGAGUUUCCAGAGUCUCUGUUUCAACCCGCUCUCUUUGCUGGAUUCAAGAAGAGGACAUAUGCCGAGUACGAGCACAAGCGACACACUGACAUUUGGGCAACUCGGGAAGAUUACCUGGAAUACGAAGAUGCAAUCCGUCUCGAGGCAAUCAUCGAAGAACUUUUGCGGCCUGAAGCUCAAUUCGGUCGAUCACGGACCGUGGCAGUGGACAUCAAGCGACUGGUGACUCCGGGGCUGAACUUUGUGCGAAGCGUCACAGCACCUGCAAGAGCAGGGGGUGUCGGUUUGUUAGACGCAGAUGAAGACGACGAAGACGACGAUGCCGUUGUCACGAAUAAAGCGAGGCAGGUCAAGGCUAUCCUUGAUUCCCACGUCAUCGACAAAUGGAAAGCGCUGGUCAUCGCUGAGGACACGAGAACUAGUGCUCGGCGGCCAGGGCUAGAGCGCUUUGAACCCGGUUUCGUCUACACGCGAUGUCUUCGCAAAUGUCUGGAAGCGCUCGCUACUCUCAAGGAAUUUGGCGUCGAGAAAGAUAUGCUGGAUCUGUUGUUGAGCCAAACGUUCUGGCGCCGAGGGAGCCGGGGUCGAUGGUAUGAUCGCAGGGCCCUGGUUCAGAUGACCUAUCUCCACAAGAACUUUGAUAAAACUCUCAACCUCGAUGUCCUCAAGGAAGCGAGACAAGGCGUGAUCCUGGGUCUGGCCGAUAAGGAUACAGCCAUCGUGUGUCGGCCACCGCUUAUUCGGCGUAUUGAUCGGCUCGAAAAGUCGCUGAAAAUUCCAGCAGAGCUCAAGACCCAAUACGAUCCUGCGGCUCUCAACAAACCCACAGAAAUCUACGUGACAGCUAUACGAUUCUGGGGGGAGCCUGAAACUGAGCUCCUCAAGGAAAACAAGCAACCUAACAAAAUCGUCAAGUACCUCGCCAGGGAACAGCAGGGGUCAUCUGGGGGCGAAAAACUCACGAAACAGCGACCGUCUUGGACUGGAAAGUCUCUCUGGCAGGGCAGAGACGGAGUCGUCAACGUUGAAACAUAUGCACUGGAGGAUUAUGAACUCCGGGGCUACAAGGGCUUUCACUCAGAGACUCAAGUUUUGACCACUGUCUUUGGGCUUCUCUUCUGGGAUGUUCUCUUCGCUCCCGUUCCCGGGGCUUUCGAAACCCCAUGGCAGAUGGGCCCGUUGGACAUCGCAGAGGACUCAUUUUACCAUGCCCGUCAGCAGCUAAUCGAUCUCCGGUUGGAUGACAUCAGGAACGGCAAGGCUCGUAGCAUCCUCGAGGAGGUGGACAUCCGGCAUCGAGAAAAUAAGACAUGCUGCGUGGGAGUCGGUUGGGAAAUGUGCAGUCGGGAAGAUCUGGUUGAAAUCGUUGAGUGUCUCGGUGGUGAGGUCUUAGCGCUCAUCUGCAAGCUCUUCUGCGAAGACUACGGCGGCCGGAGCAGUGGUGUUCCUGAUCUCAUCGUGUGGAAUGCUGAAGAGAAGGAGUGUAUGUUCGUGGAGGUCAAAGGCCCAGGAGACACAUUACAAGAGAAUCAGAAGGUACUCUGGUCCGACGUUCUGAUCACUGCGGGAUGCCGUGUGGAGCUUUGCCAUGUUCUCGAGCCCGAAUCACUCCAAAAGAGGGAAGACAAAGCCAAGGCCAAGAUCGAGAAGGCCGCUGCUGCGAUCAAGAAACGGCGCUCAUCCAAUUGUGAAGAUGAAGAGAGUUCAGUCGAAAAAACAAUGGAACCUCGACCCCUUCGCAAGAGACGGAAGUCCACCUAACGCUGUCUUCUCUCCCCUCGAUGUUGUUCAUUAUAUAUUGUAAUUUUGUUGUAAUCUAGGGUGAUGGUGAUGCAGGUUGUUUCUUCUGCUUCUCUGCU
This is a messenger RNA of Mycena citricolor, 2910 nucleotides long. The record is from the annotation of a GenBank genome assembly. Lineage: Eukaryota; Fungi; Basidiomycota; Agaricomycetes; Agaricales; Mycenaceae.